AUGGCUUCGAUCACUUUAUUGAUUCUAGCCAUUAUUUUGAGUUUCAGAACUUCGGGAGCCACUUCUCGUGGAGGCCUCUUUGAAGCUUCUGCUGUUACGGAGAAACAUGAACAAUGGAUGGCUAGAUUCCAUCGUGUUUACUCCGAAGAAUCUGAAAAAACAAAUAGGUUUGAGAUCUUUAAGAAGAACUUGGAGUUCGUAGAGAGGCACAACAUGAAUACGAACAUAACGUACAAGUUGGAUGUCAAUCAAUUCUCUGACCUUACCGAGGAGGAAUUUCGGGCAAGGUACACGGGGGUAGUGGUUCCUGAAGGUGUGACCAGAAUUUCAUCGCCUGAUUCCGACAAAAAAGUGUCCUUCAGACAUGAAAAUGUCAGCGAGACUGGUGAGAGCAUGGAUUGGAGACAGGAGGGUGCAGUUACAUCCGUUAAGAACCAAGGCCAAUGUGGAGUGUGUUGGGCAUUCUCGGCGGUGGCAGCCGUAGAAGGCAUAACGAAGAUUGAGAAAGGAGAGCUUAUAUCGCUGUCGGAGCAGCAGCUGGUUGAUUGCGGCAGAGACAUCAAUUACGGAUGUAAGGGAUGGAUAAUGUCGGAGGCUUUCCAGUACAUAAUCAACAACCAAGGAAUCACAUCAGAGGAUAACUAUCCCUACCUGGCAUCACAACAAACAUGUUCAUCAACCGAUCCAGUUGCUGCUACCAUCAGUUCAUACGAGACGGUUCCAAGUAAUGACGAGGAAGAAUUGCUUAAAGCAGUUUCUCAACAGCCUGUUUCUGUGACGAUAGAUGGCGCAGGGCUUGAGUUUCAGCAGUAUAAGAGUGGCAUAUUUGACGGAGACUGUGGGACGGAUCCGAAUCAUGCGGUUGCAAUUAUUGGUUACGGGGUGAGUGAAGAAGGGAUUAACUAUUGGUUGUUGAAGAACUCAUGGGGAGAAACUUGGGGAGAAAAUGGUUACAUGAGAAUUAUGAGAGGCGUGGAUGCACCUGAAGGAAAGUGUGGUUUAGCCCGUUAUGCUUACUAUCCACUUGCAUGAAUCUUGUUAUGUUGUUCGAACGUAUUUACAUGGGUUUGUUCAGAGUAAUUGACAACACCCUUAUCAAUAAUCUUAUGCAUAUCUGGUCCCACGUUUUUCGUUGUAGUCAUAUCUAUUUUGGAAGUUAUGUUGGUGUAAGCAUGUAUCAUGAUUGGUCUUAUAAUAUAUACAAAGUUUUUG
This is a messenger RNA of Eruca vesicaria subsp. sativa (arugula), 1212 nucleotides long. The record is from the annotation of a GenBank genome assembly. Lineage: Eukaryota; Viridiplantae; Streptophyta; Magnoliopsida; Brassicales; Brassicaceae.